AUGGAUUCUACUUUGCGUCAACCCAAAAAGCGUUUUGUUGGCAGGCGUGCAGCUGAAGCACAGGCUCAAACUGCCCCUGCAAAUGGAGAUCUUGAGUCUACUGCAGUUGAAAAAGCUGCCCCUCGCCGUACUCCACGCACAUUAAACCAAGUCCCACCGGAGAUUUUAAAUGAUCCGGAAAUCCAAGCAGCCAUCGAAUUGCUCCCAAAGAACUACUCCUUCGAGAUUCCGAAGACCAUCCACCGAGUUCGUUCAUCGGGAGCCAAGCGAGUGGCUUUGCAGUUUCCUGAGGGACUACUCAUUUUCGCGACAACUAUUUCCGAUAUUCUUCAACAGUUCUGCCCCGGGAUAGAGACCCUAAUUAUGGGAGAUGUCACAUAUGGAGCCUGCUGUAUUGAUGAUUACACUGCCCGGGCUCUGGGGUGCGACCUCCUGGUCCACUAUGCCCACAGUUGCUUGAUUCCUGUUGAUGUGACCAAAAUUAAGACACUGUAUAUCUUUGUUGAUAUCACUAUUGAUACCAGCCACUUGAUUGCGACCCUUGAACGCAACUUCAAACCUGGUCAGACCAUCGCUACAGUUGGCACUAUCCAAUUCAACGCGACUCUGCAUGGUCUAAAGCCUGUCCUUGAACGUGCAGGCUUCAAUGUCGUCGUCCCUCAAAUCACGCCCCUCUCAAAGGGCGAGAUUCUUGGCUGCACAUCCCCUCAGCUUUCAGAUUCCGAGAUCGAUGUCCUUCUUUACCUUGGGGACGGUCGUUUCCAUCUUGAAUCUGCCAUGAUCCAUAAUCCUUCUAUACCCGCCUACCGCUAUGACCCCUACUCACGCACUUUGACUCGCGAGAACUACGACCAUGAUGAGAUGCACACAAUUCGACGCGAUGCAAUUGCUACCGCUAAAUCCGCUAAGAAGUGGGGAAUUAUUCUGGGCUCUCUUGGUCGUCAAGGAAAUCCCAAUACCAUGGCCAUGAUUGAGCGCCAUCUGGCUGAGCGUGGUAUACCCGUUGUGAAUUUAUUGCUGAGUGAAAUCUUCCCGGGCAAGCUAGCUUCUAUGUCAGAUGUCGAGUGUUGGGUACAAAUCGCUUGCCCUCGACUGAGUAUUGAUUGGGGCUAUGCCUUCACCCGUCCUCUGCUCACUCCAUAUGAGGCGUUGAUCGCACUUGGCGUUCGUGAGAACUGGGACACGGAUAACAAUGGUGUAUACCCCAUGGACUUUUAUGCGAAGGAAGGAUUGGGCCGUACAAAGCCGGAGCAAGGAGUUCAGGCGGCUUAA
Molecule: messenger RNA, 1272 nt
Organism: Penicillium malachiteum
Lineage: Eukaryota; Fungi; Ascomycota; Eurotiomycetes; Eurotiales; Aspergillaceae
Gene: dph1
Product: 2-(3-amino-3-carboxypropyl)histidine synthase
Exons: 2
Coding region: 1-1272 (423 amino acids)
Biological process (GO): protein histidyl modification to diphthamide
Molecular function (GO): 2-(3-amino-3-carboxypropyl)histidine synthase activity
Source: RefSeq, a predicted model, not a curated record